Molecule: messenger RNA, 581 nt
Organism: Eurypyga helias (sunbittern)
Lineage: Eukaryota; Metazoa; Chordata; Aves; Eurypygiformes; Eurypygidae
Product: ankyrin-2-like
Exons: 3
Biological process (GO): signal transduction
Molecular function (GO): protein binding
Source: RefSeq, a predicted model, not a curated record
AGAUGGACAUCUUUUUCAGAGCUAGCAAGAGAACUGGAUUUCACAGAAGAGCAAAUUCACCAGAUCCGAAUUGAAAAUCCUAAUUCACUUCAAGACCAGAGCCAUGCGCUCCUCAAAUACUGGCUUGAAAGGGAUGGGAAACAUGCAACAGAUACAAAUCUUACCCAGUGUCUUACCAAAAUCAACCGAAUGGAUAUUGUCCACCUAAUGGAGACCAGCGGCAUAGACUCCAGGCAGGUCCACGGCACUCGCACCUACGCAGAGAUUGAACAAACGAUAGGGUUGGACCAUAGUGAAGGGUUUUCGGCACUGCAAGAAGAGCUAUAUAGUUCAAGACAUAAGCAAGAAGGACAACACAGAGUAUCUAAAGACAGCGAGCCAACGGAACACCCUCCUAUUGUCUCUGAGGAAGACGUGUCUGUCAGUUACUCUCCUUUUCAGGACAGCACUCCCAGGAGUGAGGCAGAAGUAUCAAUGGCUGAGCUCCUGAGACAAGGACAUAAGGAACAAGUGGAAGCUGAAUUCUCAGGGAAAACCCAAGAUAUGCCAGAAAAAACAUCUGUUUCGCAACAUGAAUAUUU